GCUGUGAAAUCAUGACCUGAGCUGAAACCAAGAGUCGGCGCUCAACAGACUGAGCCUCCCAGGUGCCCCAGAAGAUGCAUCCUUGUCUUUCCAAGGCCUCUGCAAAUCCUCUGUGAAAACAUGGUUUCCUGCUGUGUUGGGAUUAACGUGCAGACUCCUGGCCAGGGCCUGUGUGACCUGUAUGCGCUCGGGCCUCAUUGCCCCUAAUGCUUCAUCUGCUGCCCCCAGGGCAGGCUCCAUAAUUUUUGGGACUCUGCAAAAUGAAGAGGGUUUCCUGCUGUGACUAAAACACAUCAAUGGGAGAAAAGCACGCGGAUUGUGUUUCCACAAACACGGGAGCCCAAGCGAGAGAAGUGAACACCCAGAGAAGUUCGGAGGCCAAGGUGCUGCAGCCCCUGGAGGACAGAAGGGUCCCCCUGGAGGGGACUGGAGGACAGAAGGGGACCCAGACAUGGAGCUUCGGGAAGAGGCCUGGUCUCCGGGGCCGCUGGAUUCCGAGGACCAGCAGAUGGCCAGUCAUGAGAACCCAGUGGACAUCCUCAUCAUGGAUGAUGACGACGUCCCCAGCUGGCCCCCCACCAAGCUGUCCCCGCCCCAGUCGGCGCCCCCCGCCGGCCCCCCGCCCCGGCCGCGGCCCCCGGCCCCCUACAUCUGCAACGAGUGCGGCAAGAGCUUCAGCCACUGGUCCAAGCUGACGAGGCACCAGCGCACGCACACGGGCGAGCGGCCCAACGCCUGCGCCGACUGCGGCAAGACCUUCUCGCAGAGCUCGCACCUGGUGCAGCACCGGCGCAUCCACACGGGCGAGAAGCCGUACGCCUGCUCCGAGUGCGGCAAGCGCUUCAGCUGGAGCUCCAACCUCAUGCAGCACCAGCGCAUCCACACGGGCGAGAAGCCCUACGCCUGCCCCGACUGCGGCCGUAGCUUCACGCAGAGCAAGAGCCUGGCCAAGCACCGGCGCUCGCACAGCGGCCUCAAGCCCUUCGUGUGCCCGCGCUGCGGCCGCGGCUUCAGCCAGCCCAAGAGCCUGGCGCGCCACCUGCGGCUGCACCCGGAGCUGUCGGGGCCCGGCGUGGCGGCCAAGGUGCUGGCGGCCAGCGUGCGCCGGGCCAAGGCGCCCGAGGAGGCGGCGGCGGCGGACGGCGAGAUCGCCAUCCCGGUGGGCGACGGCGAGGGCAUCAUCGUGGUGGGCGCGCCCGGAGAGGGGGCCGCGGCGGCCGCCGCCAUGGCGAGCGCGGGGGCCAAGGCGCCGGGGCCCCGCUCGCGGCGCGCCCCGGCCCCCAAGCCGUACGUGUGCGUGGAGUGCGGGAAGGGCUUCGGGCACGGGGCGGGGCUCCUGGCCCACCAGCGCGCCCAGCACGGGGACGGGCUCGGGGCGGCGGGGGGCGAGGAGCCCGCGCACAUCUGCGUGGAGUGCGGCGAGGGCUUCGUGCAGGGCGCGGCGCUGCGGAGACACAAGAAGGUGCACGCCGUGGGCGCGCCGUCCGUCUGCAGCCGCUGCGGACAGAGCUACUACCGGGCGGGCGGGGACGACGACGACGACGACGACCACGAGGCGGCGGGGGGGCGCUGCAGCGAGUGCCGCGGCGGGGAGGGCCGGUAGGGGCGGAGGCCCGGGGGGGGGGGCAGGGCCCCUCGGGCUUGGCGGGGACGACGGUCGGAGCAGGACCCGGAGGAGGCGGAGACAUGGACAGAGGCGGCGGGGGGGGGGCGGUGGCCUCCUCGUCUCGCUCCCCUGCGCCGCCCCGCGGUCGGCGCGGUGCAACGGGCGCCCCCGCCCUGCACUCUGCCCCCGGCCUGGCCCGCCCUCCCGGUUCUCUUCUCGGUGAGUCCGGGACAGACCGUGCGGAGAACUGGAGACCGGAGACCGAGAGAGAGAGCGGCCCCUGGCCCCUCUUCCUCUUCCCCCGCCGCCUGGGGCGCUCGCGAGGGGUGGAGAGCAGCCGGGCCCCUCCCGUGCAGGGGAGCCUGGGGAGGGAAGGGAGAGAGGGCCCUUUUCCCUUUAGAGUUUUCGUUUGAUCGCGCCCGCCCCCUGACUCCCCCCUCCCGUUGUUUUUUUCUCUUCUUCCCCGCGGGUCCUGUUUUUCUUGGCCCUCGUCCCUCCUCCCCUUCCUGGGUUUGGGGUGGUGGAGGAGCGCUGGAGCAGGACUAGCCCCUGUUCCCAGGGUAGCCCUCAGAGAAUGGGGUCCCGUCUAUUCCCGGGCCUGGACGGGGCUGAAGGAGGGGUGCGGGGGCAAUAAAUCGCACUAUCUGAUUGUC
Messenger RNA from Lynx canadensis (Canada lynx), 2259 nucleotides. RefSeq names its product zinc finger protein 787 (gene ZNF787). The transcript is spliced from 4 exons. Gene Ontology annotation, biological process: regulation of cytokine production; negative regulation of transcription by RNA polymerase II; regulation of immune system process. Bases 452 to 1603 code for a protein of 383 amino acids. Gene Ontology annotation, molecular function: DNA-binding transcription factor activity, RNA polymerase II-specific; RNA polymerase II cis-regulatory region sequence-specific DNA binding. Gene Ontology annotation, cellular component: transcription regulator complex; PcG protein complex. The record is from RefSeq and is a predicted model, not a curated record. NCBI's taxonomy places the organism in Eukaryota, Metazoa, Chordata, Mammalia, Carnivora, Felidae.